UUGGCUUUGGAUGGUUGGGUAUUAUAUUUGUUGAUGAUGAUGAUGACGAUGGUGGUGGUAGUAUGAUCAGUGUGGUUUGUAUGUCAUGCCACUACUUGAUCAAUAAUAACAACAAAAAAGAAACCACUUCUUGUGUGUGUAUGUGUGUGUGGAUAUUUUGAAGAUCAGAAUAGAAUUGUGUGAAUCGUAACGAAAGUUUUGAAGAACACCAACAACAACAACAACAACAACACAAUGAUUGAAUGUGUGGAUACUCUACAGCCAACCCAACAAUAAUAACAACAACAACAACAACAACAACAACAAAAAACCAGAAGAAAGAAAGUGAAAAGAAAGCGCUUUCUCCAGAACUAAAAAAAAAAAAAGAAACGAAAAGAAAAGAUCCAAUGUGCUCAUGAGUGCACUUUGCGUCGUGUGUUUGAUUGAUACAACAAGACAAAACAAAAAACAAAAUCCAUCGAAACAAUAAAGUGAAUCCAAGAUUAAUUUUCGAGAAUAAUUUUUAAAAACAAAACAAAACAAAACCAAAAUUCUUAAAUUGUUCGUGUUUUGUGUGUAUGCGUAGUGUGAUUGAAAAUGUUUUGACAUUUUUUUUUUUUUUUUUUUUUGACGCUCAAUUCGUUGUGUUUGUGUGUGAUGAUAUGAUGGUUGGUUUUUCGUUGCAACCGAUUAAAAUACCUGAAAAUUGUUCCAAUGAAUGUUGCUGUUAUUUUUUUUCUUGGUUUUUCCUGGAUAAUGUUCCUGGAUAAAAAAAAAUUUAUUGUGUAGGUGUCCCAUGUGAUGUUUGUGUGUGUGCGUUUUGUCUGUUUAUUUUCUUGCAACUAUAGUUUGUGUGUGUGUGUGAUGUAAUUAUUUGUUCCUGAAUACUAGAUAAUUACAUUCAACACCAACAUUUGUUUCGUCAUUCAUUCCUAAAAGUGAAUUGUUGUUGUUGUUGUUGUUUUCAUUCCAUUUUUAUUGACCAAUUGUGAUUGUCAUUGUGAAUAGACAAAAAAACAGCUGGACAACAACAACAACGACCAAUUACGGUUAAGGUGUGUGUGUGUGAACACCAUCAUAAAAUGUCCAUACCUGAAUCGAAUAAAAAUAUGUUACAAAUUAAAAUUGAACAAGAUGAAUCGUUGGAUGAAUCACUUUAUCUAGCUGCAAACGGAAUAAUAACAACAACUACAACAGCAACAAUAACAAAUGGUUCUGGUCCAAAUAGUGUAGUCAGUUCGAUAGCAUCGAUAUCACCAUCUUCGAGCAGUACUAAUGUAUUUUCACCAUAUCCAUCGACAACAGCAACAACAACAGUUCCAGUAACAUCAUCUUCUUCAACACAAUCAAUUUCAUUAUUUCCAUCAUCAUCAUCAUCUAUAAACAACAAUAUGUCCUCAACAACAACAACAGCGGCAACAUCAUCAUCAACAACAACAUCACCACAAAUGAAUAAUGGUAAUGGAAAUUCCAAUGGCGGUAAUAAUCAAAUUGUUGCAAGUUCAGUUGGUUCACCACAAUCAACUACAAAUAAUAAUAAUAGUUCAUCAUCAUCAACGGCAAAUAAUAAUCAAUCUGGUGGAUCAUAUCCACCAAAUCAUCCAUUAAGUGGAUCAAAACAUUUAUGUGCCAUUUGUGGUGAUCGUGCAUCCGGUAAACAUUAUGGUGUUUAUAGUUGUGAAGGAUGUAAAGGUUUCUUUAAACGUACCGUACGAAAAGAUCUAUUCUAUGCAUGUCGUGAAGAACGUAGCUGUAUAAUUGAUAAAAAACAAAGAAAUCGUUGCCAAUAUUGUCGUUAUCAGAAAUGUUUACAAAUGGGUAUGAAACGUGAAGCAGUACAAGAAGAACGGCAACGUACAAAAGAAAAAAAUGAUAAUGAAGUAGAAAGUACUUCCAAUUAUAAUCAUGAUCUCUUGUUACAACAGAUUCGUGAAGCAGAAAUGCGUAUAGAUAUUAAACUACGUAAAGAAAGAAUAACGGAUAUAACCGAUGCAGUGAAACAACAAGUUGCUCAAUUAUUUGAAUGGGCUCGUAUGAUACCACAUUUUAGUGAAUUACAUUUAGAUGAUCAAGUAUCAUUAAUGAAAUCUGGUUGGAAUGAAUUGCUCAUUGCUGAAUUUGCACAUCGUUCAAUAGAAGCGGAUAAAGUAUUAGUAUUGUCCAAUGGUUUCUAUAUAAAUGAACAAGCGGCAAAAAGUACCGGCAUUGGUGAAGUAUUUCAACGUGUAUUGACCGAAUUGGUUAGUAAAAUGCGUGAAAUGCAAAUGGAUAAAACAGAAAUUGGCUGUUUACGUUCGGUGGUUCUUUUCAAUUCAGAAAUGAAAAAUCUUAAAUCCGUUUCCAAUGUUGAACAAUAUCGAGAUAAAGUAUAUGCAGCAUUAGAAGAACAUUGUAAAUCACAUUAUCCAAAUCAGCCUGGCCGUUUUGCUAAACUAUUAUUACGUUUACCACCAUUGCGUAGUAUUGGCCUUAAAUGUGUUGAUCAUUUAUUUGUUAAACAAUUGGGUUUAUUAAAUAAAAAUAUCGAUGAUUAUAUUCUAGAGAAUCUAGAAUCACCAUCAAUCAAUCAAUAAUCAAUGAUCAUUCUGCCCCCAUACGCUGUUCUAUCCGAUGAAAUAUUGAUUUUCUUUUUUUUCAAUUGAUUAUCAUACAAUCCUGUUUUCACAUGAUAUCUCAUUUCAUUGUGGUUUUUUUUCCUUUUCUUUAAAAUUUUAUCUUUUAGAAAUUUUUUUUUUCUGUUCAUAUCAUUUGAUUUCGGAUUAUUAGAAAUUACAUAUUUUGUAAAUUUUUAUUCUCUAUGUGUAAUCACAUUGUUUGCUCGUAUGCAUGUAUUUCUUAUUACAUUGGUAAUUAUUGUAAAAUUCAAAAAAUUGAAAACAAACUCUUAAAACAACUCUCAUCAUCCAUCAAUCUCAUAUAUAUUGUCAUCGAAUGUUUUGAUCUCUUCAUUGCUCUCUCUCUCUUUUCUUUCUAUCUUGGAUUUAUAUCCACUUCCAAAAAUUUAUCAAUUUUUUCUCUGUUGAUGAUUUAUCAGAUUUACUUGCAAAAAAAAAUGAUGACAAUAACAAAAUUGAUGCAAUUUAUUGUAUAUGCAACAGGCUACUACUACUACUAAAUGUUAUUUAAAUAAAAUUUUAUUCCAGAGGGUUGAA
Molecule: messenger RNA, 3131 nt
Organism: Dermatophagoides farinae (American house dust mite)
Lineage: Eukaryota; Metazoa; Arthropoda; Arachnida; Sarcoptiformes; Pyroglyphidae
Product: retinoic acid receptor RXR-alpha-B
Biological process (GO): regulation of DNA-templated transcription
Cellular component (GO): nucleus
Molecular function (GO): nuclear steroid receptor activity; zinc ion binding; sequence-specific DNA binding
Source: RefSeq, a predicted model, not a curated record